AUAUUCCCUUAGUUAAUAUCAAAAUUUUUUUUUCAUUGGUUAAUUAUAUCUAUUUGAGCGCCAAUAAAAUGUCAUAGCUACUCCUGUUUCUAACGUGUUGAAAUUGUAAAUAAACAAUCAAGAAUUGUGUGAAAUUUGUGAUUAAUUUACUGCAGCUUCUGCCCACAUAUAUUUGUAAUCAUGUAUAGAAUAUUUUGUAGUGUGAGAAAACCCAUGUUUCCUUUAAGAAGUGGUUUUGCUUCAAUCAUUUUAAAAGAUUAUGCAUGCUCAAAAUAUAGCACAGCUCAAAAGGAUUCUUCCAGAAAGCUAUUUAAACUAUUAUCUGGGAGAAAGAAUACAGAUUCUGAAAAAUUUAAAGGAAUAUUUACUCAACGAUGUUAUUUUCAUCCUCCAAAUACUGAUCAAAAUGUAAGGAAUAGAAAUACUUUAUACUACUUGACAGCCUUGGUAAUAAUGGUUGCUGGAAGCACAUAUUUAUCAGUUUUACUUUACAGAUUAUACUGCCAAACUACUGGCAAAGGUGGUCAAGCUGUUUUAGAAGAAGCUGGUGAAAAAAUUGCAAGCAUGCAGAGUAUCAAGAACCGCCUUAUAACGGUGAAUUUUAAUGCUGAUGUGAAUUCUACAAUGAGAUGGAAUUUCAAACCUCAGCAGCCAUAUAUUAGAGUCUCUCCUGGAGAAACUGCAUUAGCCUUUUAUACUGCUAGAAAUCCAACAAGUGUACCAGUUACUGGUGUUGCUACAUAUAAUGUAUUGCCUUUUGAGGCUGGAAGAUAUUUUAAUAAAAUACAGUGCUUUUGUUUUGAAGAGCAACAACUCAAUCCUGAUGAAGAAGUUGAUAUGCCAGUUUUCUUCUAUUUAGAUCCAGAAUAUGCUGAAGAUCCACGCCUGGAGAAUGUAAAUGAUAUAGUUUUGUCAUACACUUUUUUUGAGGCCAAAGAGGGUAUACAGUUACCUAGGCCUUCAUUUGUAUAGACAUGCACAGUUUUAAUUUAUUAAAAUCAUAUGAAAUACAAGUAA
Argiope bruennichi is the source of this 1017-nucleotide messenger RNA. RefSeq names its product cytochrome c oxidase assembly protein COX11, mitochondrial-like (gene Cox11). The transcript has 6 exons. The coding region runs from base 181 to 972 and encodes 263 amino acids. Gene Ontology annotation, cellular component: mitochondrial inner membrane. NCBI's taxonomy places the organism in Eukaryota, Metazoa, Arthropoda, Arachnida, Araneae, Araneidae. Gene Ontology annotation, molecular function: copper ion binding. The record is from RefSeq and is a predicted model, not a curated record.